This is a messenger RNA of Sarcophilus harrisii (Tasmanian devil), 6008 nucleotides long. It is a transcript of the gene MYOCD, whose product is annotated as myocardin. The transcript has 13 exons. The coding region runs from base 332 to 3106 and encodes 924 amino acids. Gene Ontology annotation, biological process: smooth muscle cell differentiation; cardiac muscle cell differentiation. NCBI's taxonomy places the organism in Eukaryota, Metazoa, Chordata, Mammalia, Dasyuromorphia, Dasyuridae. The record is from RefSeq and is a predicted model, not a curated record.
AAAAUCUUGUGAGCAAUACUCUCUGAUCCCUGGUAGGCUGUGACAUCAGCCAAGAAAGCCUAUGAUGAUCAUAGUAACCUCUGAGUAGGAGGAGGAUCCUGCUGGCUGAGUAAGUAGCUCUGCACAGCAAGGGGUGAGCAGUUAGUUUUCUGUUAGUAUCAGUGUGUUCAUUGCAUCCAAACCGGUUUGAGGCACUGGCUGCUGAGAAGCAAAUCUCCAGAAAAGCACAACAAAAAUUGGAUGAAUUCUGAUGUAUUAGCUGUGGUCAUUUUGCCUCCUGGUUGAUAUCAGAGUAGGGUUUCUGGCUCUGGACUGCUUGCUGAGAAUCAUCAUGACACUCCUGGGGUCUGAGCAUUCUUUGUUGAUUCGGAGCAAGUUCAAAUCAGUUUUACAGUUACGACUUCAGCAAAGAAGGACCCAAGAACAAUUGACUAAUCAAGACAUAAUGCUGACAUUGCAAAAUCAAACUAUAUUCCAAGAACAAAGAAAAGGCUUUGAUAAGACUGAAUACUAUUUAAAGCAGAAGAUCAGAAAUAGACCUCAAGGGGCUAACUUGAUCGACAUGCACAUUUUACAAGAAACAACUGCAGAGGGAUCCAUUCCAGCUCCUCAGAUGAAGCUUAAAAGAGCCCGAUUUGCAGAUGAUCUGACUGAAAAAAUUGUUCUCAGGCCAGGUCUCCUGGAAUUGGUGGAGAAGACUAGAAUUCCUGUUGACUCAACUAUGAAAGAGUCUGUGAAAGAUGCUUUUGCCUUUGAUGAGAACAGCAGCAAUGAUGAACUCUCUCCAGAACAGACACGAAGUGAAGACUCACAGGGAUCUAAUAGUUUCCUACCUGAUACAAAAGUCACAGAGGCCUCUUCAACUGUCCCAACAGAAACAACUCAGGAUCUUACCUCUGGCUCAGAAAAUGAUAGAAAUAAACCAGUAUCACACCCCAUCAACCAAUCAGACAACAUGAAGCAGGUGAAUGGCCCAUUGAGCUCACCCAUCCCUGUGCCUGCUGUGGUGAAGUCUAAGUCCUUUAGUGACAGCAAAAAUCGGCACAAAAAAACAAAGGAAACCAAACCAAAGGUGAAGAAGCUCAAAUAUCACCAGUAUAUUCCCCCUGAUCAAAAGGCAGAAAAAUCUCCUCCACCUAUGGACUCUGCUUAUGCUAGGCUUCUGCAGCAGCAACAACUUUUCUUACAAUUGCAAAUCCUCAGCCAACAGCAACAGCAGCAACGAUUCAGCCACCCAGGACAUCAUCAAGCUCAGCUAAAGGAACCUAAUGAAGAAUUGAUCAGAAAUCCAAACUCAGCAGUUUCCAUAAGCAAUACUCUUCUGUCUCCUGCAAAAACUACCUUUUCUGGACAAACUGGCAUUUCUUCUCUCAAGCUCGGUCCUCUUCCAUCAAAUCUGGAUGAUCUGAAGGUCUCUGAAUUGAGACAACAACUUCGAAUAAGGGGUCUACCUGUCUCUGGCACUAAAACAACUCUCAUGAAUCGUCUUCGACCUUUCCAGGACUGCCCUGGGACCACAGUGCCAAACUUUAGUGACAUAACUACUAUCACUUUUCCUGUCAACCCAGCCAAUACUCUAACCAGUUACCAGUCCUCCUCUACUAGUGUCUUAACUAAUGGCUUCUAUCACUUUGGUAGCACCAGCUCCACACCACCUAUUUCCCCAGCUUCAUCUGAUGUCUCAGUCACUGGAUCUCUACCAGAUACAUUCAAUGAUACUUCACCAUCAUUUGUUCUGCAGCCCUCUCCUGUCCACAUUUGUGCAGAGGAGAGCCUAAUGAGCAGCCUCAAUGGUGGAUGCAUCCAGUCUGAUUUAGAUGGAAUUGAUUCUGAAAAGGACAAGAUGUUAGUAGAGAAGCAAAAGGUGAUUAAUGAACUUACCAUGAAGCUACAGCAAGAGCAAAAACAAGUGGAAGAGCUGAGGAUGCAACUUCGGAAGCAGAAGAGGAAUAAUUGUACAAAGAAGAAACAGUCACAGACACAUUUCUUUGGUGUUCCCAUUAAAAAAGAAGAUACUAUAUGCAGUUGCCCUUUUCCAUCGAAACAAACAUCUGUGAAAAUACAGAAUAAUAGUUCAGAGAAAGAAUUAAGUACUCAAUGCCUUUCCCUUCUAAACAAUCAUUGUGUUGAGACUAUAGGACAGACCAAUGUACUUUAUUCCACAUUUCUUAGUCCUCAGAAUUCUCCCCAACAUUCCCCUCUUGGAGCUGCAAAAAGUCCACAACAUAUCAGUCCGUCCCCUUCACCCAACAACCAUUACCUCCUCUCCUCAUCUUCUAGCUCCCAAGGAGAGAGACAUAAUGGCCUCUCACAAAUUCAAAGCCAAGUGUGUUCAAUUCAGAGGUCAAGAGUACAAGAUCACAGUACUUCAGGCUUCUCUCCUGAAUCAUCUAGCCUCCACACUCCUUUCUUUGGCACCCAAUCAAACAGUAGCCAGAUUACCAGAGGCAAUGCUUCUUCCAAAAGCCCUGAUACAAAACACAAGCAAAUGAUUCAAAGUCAGCAGAUGGAUGAACUCCUUGAUGUCCUCAUUGAAAGUGGAGAAAUGCCAGCAAAUGCCAAAGAAGAUCAUUCAUGUUUUCAAAAAGUACAAAAGAUAACUGGAUCUUCUCAAAGUCUUCUCCACAAGUCUUCUGGUCCAUUUGAACAUAUCUCUUCAGCAGCCCAAUUCUCUUUUGAUCACUGCACAACUAAUAGUGACAAUCAUUUUGAAGUUUUAUUGAAUUCUCACAGUCCCUUGGGUAAGAUCAGCGAUGUCACACUUCUAAAAAUUGGAAUUGAGGAAUUUCAAUUUGAAGGGAUGAUGGAUAGAGUCUCUGACAAAGCAACGGAUGAAUUUUUAGGUUCUCAUGAGAUCUUGCCAGCUCCUCUCUCUCCCAUUCAGCCUCAACUUUCACCUUCUUCCAUAGAUGGAACAGGUUUACAGAUGAGUUUAACAGAAUCUCCCUGGGAAACUAUGGAGUGGCUAGACCUUACGCCACCAAGUUCUACCACAGACUUUAGUUCUCUUACAGCCACAGGCCCAAGCAUCUUCAACAGUGAUUUCUUGGAUAUUACUGAUCUCAGUUUGAACAGCACUAUGGACCAUCACUUACAGCAGUGGUAAAAUACCAGAUUUACAAUUCUAAGUAUUAGCAGGAAUGCAUUGAAGCACUAAUACUUUUAUUAAUAAUAGAAGAGAUAAAGUAAAAAAGAAGCAAUAACUCCAAGCAAUGGGAAAUGGACUCAAUUAUAUAAUGUUUAUCAAUUUUUUUGUUACUGAAAAUGAUUCAAACUAUAUCUUUCAUUGUUGGCUUUUUUAGAGUUCAGAUGCAAAGAAUGUCUUUCAAUGCCUCUAAGAACAUUAUUUUUAAAAAAACAGGAUUUUUCUCAAGCAUUGUUGGGUCUUGUCUCAUCUUCAAAUGAAACCCAUUCACAUAACUGGACAACUCAGCACAUAAUGUAGAAGGGAAAAGAGAUUUCCUUUAAGAACAAAAAGAAUGAUAAAAAAAAAAAAACAAGACAUAUUCAAACCUCAGGAAGUGGAAUAUCUUUAUAUUAUAGGCAAUUUGCUCAUUUUUCAGAGAUGAUGCUGACUAGGCACUAAUUUGGGGUAGGGUAUGUAGAAUGCCUACUUUCCUUAGGGAAAUCCUUGGAUAGCUUUUGAGCCAUCAGUGGAAAAGGACUAAACCCACUUAAUUCCAGGAAAGCUAGGUCAGCAGUUUUCACCUAUAAUGCUUUUUCCAAAGAGUGAUUUCAAUCUGGAGCGCAGGCUUUUUUUUUAAUCCUUGAAAAUAGCUGACACACCCAAGAAACCCAAGUUAACCCUGUUAAGCAUCUUCUUCAACUUCAAGCCCUAGUCAAACAGCUAUCAUUGUUUUUGAGAAAAAGAACAGUAUAUACAAAGUGGAGAGGGUUUUAAAAAAUCCAAUUUCUGCCCUCUAUAAAGGAAAAGAGUUUGAUAUUCCAUCUCCAGAUUUCCAAUCAGAGGAGAGAAGAGACUGAGGAAGGUAGUGUCAGUCAAGACUUGAGUCAGCAGAAUGGUAGUUAAGAAGUAAUGAGCUUAAUUUAACCUUGGAGAGGUUUCAGCAGAACAGCAAAUAGAAUCAGAAGAAGGGUUAUUACUUUAGUCAAGAAUAGGAAACUAUUUAAUGUCAUACUUUAUAAGGGUAAAAGAUCCAUGACCUUUUGGAUUUGGGCUAGGAGCUGACAAGAAUGUUGUAAGACAUUCUCUUCAUAUUUCACUGUUACUGCCAACCAGUUCCGUAUUGCUUUGGAAGAUAUAGAAAGUAGCUAUAGAUUUGUUUUUAAUCACAAAUACACUAUUUCCUUCUAUUUUUACAAAUAUCAUUCACUGUGCACUCCUAAAAUAGGAAAAAAUUGCCAAUUUUAUAAUGUUUAAGAUUUCUUUUGAAAACCAAAGAUUGAUAAUCAUUCCAGUGUUCUCUGUAAAUAAUGUUUAAACAGUCAUUUUGGUGGUUGCAACCAUUAUGCAAACUUCCAGGGUCUUAUUGUGAGGGGAAAUUUUUUUCUUUCUAGUCUCCAAAACAAUAUUAUUAAGCAUCCAUGUUUAACUGCUUAGCUGCUAUGAAAUGAUGCCUGGAUAUAUCCUACAGGAACUUUCUGAUUAAACUACAAGACUACAGUGAAAUAAUUGGUUAUUCUCAACUAAGUCCCUAAAGCAUGGUCUAUAACACCUCACUUACCAAGAACAGAUGUGAAAAAACAAAAUGGUUUGAGCAAAUGUCUGUGAAAAAGUCCAUUAAGAAUAUGCAAAUUAUGUUACAUUCCUCAAUCUAAAUUAGCACUAUAUAUUGUUUUAAAAUAUUCAUGUGGAACAUCUAUUCAGCUUAGUCAUCAUUCCUGAGUAUCCAAGUGGAGAAAUCAUCGUUUCUUUGAAGCUAAAGAUAUGAGAAGGGAAACCACAUUAAUACAUUCCUCAUGUUCAUAAGAUAAUAUGAUCUUAUUUAAAUCCUAACUUCCUUCUUGGUAUAUUGCCACAUGCCAUAUUGUUUGUUUGUUUUUUUCUUUUUAUUUCCUUUUAAAAAAUGAUCACACGAAUUUUGUGUAAUUUCCUUUUCUUUUCUUUUCUGACAAAAAGUAAGAGCUAAUUAAGAAGACUCCUGAAGUUGUGAUAGCAUAAUUUAUUUGUUUAAUGGAACCUAUUUAGGAAAUAUUAUGGUUUGAAUCUGUGCACAUAGAAGUCAAAUUAUUCUAAUCAAAAGGUUAUUUUGUUCCAGUAUGCACCAGAAAACCAACAUGAAACACAAAAAGAAGCCCAGAAUAAUCUUUUGGUCUCUAUCACUCUCUCAGCAAUUACAUAAAUAAGUAGUAUUCCCAAAGUAUUCUAUUUUCUAAAGAAAUAAGAAAUAUUCAGUCUAUAAAAUCAGACCCAAGUAGCUACAAACCAGCUGAAAUUUCUAACAUUACCUCCUUGAGCAGUACUGCCUUGGGGAUUCUCUGGAAUGCUAAAGGUCACUCCUCUAAUGAUCUUCCAGUUGUUUAAGAAGAACAAAACCCAAUGAUUUUAGCAUUCUCUAGUAAUACAAACUUAUUAUCUCAAGUUUUUAUUUGCUCCUGUAACAAAUAUCCAUUCAUCUCUCCCCCAGGUACAUAAAAAAACCUGAGGUGACAGACCCAGGGCCCCCUUCCAAUGAGGAAUUAUUAUGUCCAAAAUAAUUGAAUUAUAAUGAAAAAUGGAAUUUGAGGAUUUCUUAAUCCUUGAAGUCCUAGGAAUUUUUAGAUAGCAGUUCUUCAAGUUUUUUUCAUUGUUGUACUAUACUCUGGGUAGCAUCAGAAGAAGAUAUGACAGAAAGGCUUGGUGCAGUAGUUCUAUUACUUUCAGAUUUCUUGCAACUCCCAGAGCCUAUAGAUACCAAAUUGAAAUGGAUCAUCUAACUCAUUCAUAUCUUACAUUUUUAUUUUCUCAUAUCAGUCCAAACUUAGCUAAGUGAAAUAAUAAAUUUGUCAGUAUAACAAAUGCCUUCAAUUAUGCUUAAUAGUAGUGUCCCUAAUUUUAAAUAAAUAAA